GGCUACCACAGAAGGCGAAUGCAAAUGGCGGUUGUUAUUGUUCGUGGAAUUUCUAUAAUUACGAAGUUUUUUUUACAAAAUAAACAAGAAAAACACAUUGCUACAGCAAUUGCAAUAAGCUGAAAAGCAACUACAUAUAUUCAAUUACAUCCGUGUGCGGUUACCAAGUGUCCAUUCGCUCGCGCUUCAUGUGAAAUUAUGCUACAAAUUUGCUACCAAACGCAGUCGUUGUAACAAGAAAAAAUUUCAGGCGCCUAUGAAAAGCAAUAUUAUUAGUUUCAAUGCAUGCCAUGAAAGACAGUGAAAUCACAAUAAAUUGAAUCAAUUUGCUGUGAAUGCUAUCAACUAUAUUGUUAACAUCGAGCUGUGCGAUUUGUACACGGAAAAAGUUAUUAAAGUGACGAAGGAAAAUCGGAAUCGGCAGCAGUAAAAGCAACACCAACGGAGCCCUGCCCGCGCCCCGCACGUUUUCAGUGUAUGAGUGUGUGUGUGUGAACGAAAGUGUGUGUGUGUUGAGGCUACUAUUAAAAAGUAGCAGGCAGUGGAAGAAAAUGCCCAAAAACAAAGUUGCAAAGGUUAAAUAAAGAAACUAAAAGAAUGAUUAGCUGGAGAUGAGAGAGAGGAUCCAAUCCAGUGAAACCUAACAACAAAUAGUGGCCCCCGCGAGAAGUAAGUGUGUGCAACGUGAGACGAGAGAGAGCGCGUGAGUUUUUGUGGAAACCAAAAAGGCAAGGCGACACAUGCAACGUUGUCGUCCCAAUUAUCACCGCCGGUUAUUGUGCGGCCAGGAGUCGUCCAGUGCACCAGAAAUCAAAAAUCUCUAGAUCAUCAGCAAAGACAAUAGAUUUGGUACCGCGUAUCGGUACCAGAGCAAAAAAAGGAGUGUUACCAAUUAAUAAUGCAAAAAUGCAAUUGUUUAAAUGCAAAGGACGACGCUACAUGAAUUAUCUGCAUUUGCUGCAAAUAAUAGAUUUCAGUUCGGGCGGGGAUAUGUGUUUUGUGUUCUACUCUUGCCGUUCGCGUUCUUCGACUUCGACACCCAUUCGAUACGACGACCGUUUGUGCUAAAUGCGAUAUUUGAGCAGCAUUCUACCAAUUAAAUCUACGACGCGUGCGAUUGUCGUGUGAUGAUAUGCCACUUAAACAGCAGCUCGAACCGUCAUCUGUGCGGAUAUCGGUGUCUAUCCCGUGGGAUGCAGCGCAGCGGCUACGUCAACUGGCAGCCGAGGGCAAUCCCGCUCUGCGUGCCAUCGGCAUUCUGUCCGUGCAACCUGAAGGCGAUUCUGUGAUAACUUUGAAAGUUGGUGGACAAGAUAUUAAAAUAACAAAAGAUAAUGUUAAUGAUGUGUUAGGAGGAGGUGGUACAAUUGAGGCGGCUGGCACGUCUUCCAACAAAAGUUUGGCGACGACGCAUUUGUCGGCCCCGAAUUUCGAUGGUCCCAGCACGAGCAAGGCGGCGUCAGCCUUCUUGCAACAGCAGCAGCGGAUCGUACAAUUACCGCAAAAUGUUUCAAACGAUGCAAUCUCAAAUCAACAACAGCGGCGCCAGGGGCUGCCACAGCAGAAGAUGCAACAGCAGCAGCAGCUACAACAACAACAACAACAACAACAACAACAGCAGCAGCUGCCGCCAUCUACACCGCCCGUCUUCAAGUCCCCGAACACGGUGUGUCCCAUGGAGGGGAAAGUACCUCUGCUGCUGCCCUCGCCAUCGGGCACGCCCAAUGUGCCAAGGGAUUAUCCCUUCGAGAGCAUGCGACAGGCUCGUGUCCUGCAGGGUAGGGAGACAUCGGUAUCCGUCAGUGGGUUGGGACCGCCGCCGCCUCCGCCAAAUGUGACGCUAAAAGUGUUGAAGAAUCCUCCACAGAAUGGGGAGCUUCAGCCCACAACGCCGCCAGGAACGGGUCCUCCAGGACUGGGACUGGGGCCGGGGUCGGGGCCGGGCAACAAAUCUCAAUUCAUUCAACCACCGCCUCCGCCAUACCCCGGUCUGGGAGCCACAGCAACAACCACUACCAACAACAGCUCUCCCAUAGCCAUAGCUGGUGCGAGUGCAAAGCAGCCUGCAAUCGCAGUCGGAAAUGCAAACGCAUCUGCCUCCAGUCCAUUACCUCCCCAUCCGCAAGCGCAUCCGCACCCGCCGCCUCCAUCGGCAACGUCGACGGGCAGCAACAACAUUGCCAUAUCGUCGCCGCUGCUGGUGAAUCUGCUGCAGAACGACGGCAAUGCCAUGACGAAUCCAAAUCAAAUGAAGUCGCCACUGCAAUCGCCAAUGAUCAAUAUGAGUCCCAGUGGAGCGCAGAUGAUGAACUCACCGAUGCGAUCCUCUGGCCCGGCAACACCCAGCGAUUUUAUGAUGAGCGAUGUCCUCAGUCCUCAGAUACCUUCAUCUCCCACAGCACCGCAACAGUCGGCUACUGUCUCUUGCCCGCCAGUGAUUAUGCGGAGCAUGCAGCAACAGCAGCAACAACAACAGCAGCAGCAACAGCAAGCGAUGCUCAGUCCGAGUGGCAACAACGGCAAUCAUUUGUAUCCGCAGCAGCCUAUUCCCCAACACCGUUUUCCGCAUCAAACGUCGCCACAGGGAAUUGCACAAUUGCACGCAUUGCGGCAGCAACAAUUUCCGCGCCUGCAGCAACAACAACAACAGCAGCAGCUUCAGGGCAUGCAGCCGCAAUUCAUGCAGGCCUCGCCACAGCAACAGCAGCAGCAGUUCCAGACUGCGCCUGAUUGCUUCAACAACAUGGUGAUGAGUCCCAUGCCGCAACAACAACAACAACAACAGCUGAGGCAGCAGCAAAUACGCCCUGGUGGACUACAACUGGCACCUCCGCCGCCACAUCCGCAACAGCAGCAGCAACAGGCGCAUCAGCGUCUCAUGAGCAUGCCUAUGCAACCUCAAGCCUCGCCCCAGGCUCAGGCACAGCAGCAACAGCAGCAGCAGCAGUUCAUGAGUGGCGCCUCGCCCCUUGGCCCAGCGCACUCACCCGCCUCCAGUCACCAUUCGAUGCACAGUCCGCUGAUGGCAAACCAUCAGCCAUCUUCACAAAUGAUGUCGCCGGCGGCUGUGCCCAGGACGACCACUCCUGCACCUGGCCCCGUUCCCGCUUCGGCUCCGAAUGAGCUUAUGCAAAAUGCACAUCAUGUACCUGCAACGCCACCGCCGGACUACAAUCAGGCGGCGGCCAAUUCACGCUGGCCGGCACUCAACAAGCCAAUGGACUCGGUAACGAAGAGCAGUUUCCAGGAGUUUACGCGCUACCAGAUGCAAUACAAUCUCCAGCAGCAGCAGCAGCAGGUUCAUAUGCCAGGACAGCAGCAGCAGCCGUCACAGCAGCAGUCGCAGCAACAACAGCUGCCACCGCCUCCAUUGCCGACGCAACAGCAACAGCAGCUGCAGCUGCAGCAGCAACUGCAGCCGACACAGCAACCAGCCGGGUCACAGGGCACGCAGGGCCCACAGGUGGUGGAUCCAUUGAUAUCGCUUUCAGUGCUGGAUGCCCUAACCACAAACGACUUGGACGCUUUACUGCCCACACUCAACUGUGAUCUUGACUCGACGCUUAGUCUCGAAGAUAAAAAUGAGCUCGAAUCAUUACUGCAAGAUGCCAAGGAUCUGGACUUGGAUUUGAUUGAGGAGAAUCUGUCGGCGGUGAUGGAUGUGGGAGAUGCAUUAAGCACGCUGCAAGAGCAGUCGCCAAUGGAGCAGCAACAGCAGCAGCCGCAACAGCAGCAACAAGCUGUAAUGCAUCCCCAACAACAGCAGCAGCAGCAGCAAAUAAUUGGCAUGCCCUAUCAACAACAGCAGCAGCUACAGCAACAGAUGAUGAUGCAACAACAGCAGAGACAGCAGCAGCAGCAACAGAUGCCUCAGUUGCAGCAACAGCAGCGGCAGCACCAGCAGCAGGUCCAGCGACAAAUGCAAUUGCAACAGCAGCAACAACAGCAGCAGCAGCUACUGAUUGCUCAACGCCAGCAACAACAACAACAACAGCAGCACCAGCAACAGUUGCAAGUCCAACAGCAGCAGCAAAGACCGCCACAGAAGCAGUUCAUUAUCAAUCCACACACUGGCGACAUGGAGCCGAUGGCCAGCGAUGACAGCGAUACAGAGGCUGAGCAGGAAACGGCUCAGUUGCAAUUCCGCAGCAGCAUGUCUAGUGGAUUGACCAACUUCAACUUCAAUCCGGCCAACGCCAUGCUCCUGCCCAACAAUAUCUUCUCCGAGGAGGAUUCCAAUUCCGCCCAGCAAAUGCCGCUGGCGGGCACUGUCAGCAGUGAUCAGGAGCGUUCCCGUGACUCGCUGGCAUCCAACAAGUCGGCCGGCUCGAAUCGGGCCAGAAAGGGACCGGGCCCGGCAGCCCUCAAGGCGAAUCACAGCAAUUUGGGAGGCGAAAGUUCGCCACGAUCCAGCAAUAGUUCUCCAUUGAUCGGAUUGAACUCACCCCAAUCGGUGGCUCCCAGCGGGGCCACGCCGGCGUCCAAUAAGAAGGCUAAGCCGAAUCUAUUGCGGGGCAAGCUGCAGCAGGGAGUCAAGGAGCGCAAGGCUAAGGAUACCACAGCGACGCCGAAACCCAAGAGAGAGCGGGCCAAGGGAAAUGCCAAGACAAAGGCGGCGGAAGAGAAGCUCAAGCUGCGAUUAAAGAUUGACAAAGUGGAGCCGGGCAUGGGCUACGAUGGACAGAUUAUUGUCAAUCAGCAGCAGACAGUUGUAAGCAACAAUCAUAUGCAACAAGCACUGCCAAUGCAGACACAGUUGCUGACGAUGCCAACGCAACAGCAGCAGCAGCAACAUCCGCUGCCGCAACAGCAACAGCAGCAACCCCAGCCUCAGCCUCAGCAACAACAUCAACAGCAGCAGCCACAAACACAUCUGCAGCAACAUCAUCCGGUGUACACCAACUUUCAACAGCAGCAGCAACAACAGCAACAGCAAUCUGUACAAGGUCUCAACGAACCACGUGUGCCUCCCCUGCAGAUUCGUUUGCGUGGAAAGAAUCAUGUUGUAGUUAAGAAUACGCGCAAGGAUCGCAAGAAGUUGCAGACGCCACUGGUAGGAGCCACACCACAGGAUCUGAACCACAUGACCGAUGAGAGACAACUGAAGCGAAGCUACAGCGAUCAGCCGCAACAACAGCAGCAGCAGCACCAACAAUUACUCCUCGAUGGUUUGGGGGAUAACAAGACGGUAAAGCUGACGCCUCCGCCACAUGUUAAUGGGUUGCCCAUUCUCAUACAGAAAACCACACAGUCGACAGCUCCUUUGCAACAGCAACAGCUGCCAACGGGAGGCACCAAGACCACCACUAUUGUGGCGGGAAAGAAUGGUUUGACCAUCAGUGCCAUUGUUGAGGCGCACAAGGCUCAAGCCCAGGCCCAAGCACAGGCUCAAGCUCAGGUGCAUGGCGAUUCCCAGCUAAUUGUAGGUUCCACGAAUACGGGAACAACACCGACAACAUCCACAACGCUGCAGCAGCAGCAGCUGAGCAAGAUAGCCACAUCGCUGCCCAGCAGCAUCACUUUGAGUGCCAUCAAUAGCAGCAACAACAACAAUAAUAUUAAUGCUGGAGGUGGCGGCAUCAACAUCAACAACAAUAACAACAACCGACUGCUGACCAUGAAGAAUCAGAUCAAGACUGCGGCUACCAUCACGCCCAUUGUGGGUGGAAAGCCGAUGACAAAAAACCAUAAGCCGCCGCCAUACAUCACAGCCGUGCAACAGCUGCAGCUGCAGAAGCAACAGCAACAACAACAGCAGCAACAGCAGCAGCAACAACAACAGCAGCAGCAGCAGCGACAACUGGCGGCGGCCGUAACCAUGUUGCCCAGUGCAACGACACUGAAGCGAGUCGAGAGUCGAGUCACCAAGGUCACAGCUCUACAGGUGACGACAACAACAGCAGAGGCGCCGAGCAUAUCAUCCAUACCAUCAUCUGCCACAAGCAAUCUGACGAGCAUGACGACCACAACUACGCAAACGAUGAAUCAGCUGAUCUGUGAUAGAAAGUUGCCAGUGGCAGCUGCGGCAACGGCAACGGGAACAGCAAUGCCUGUGAGUACGGUCAACAAUGUGGUGGUGGCGACUGUCAGUCAACAGCAUCAGGCCCCAGCAGCAGUGAAUAGCAGCGCCCUGUCCACAUCAACCUCAUCCUCAUCCUGCUCAUCGGUAUCCUCUGCGACGAUCAUCAGUAGCUCUUCGACCUCUACCUCAUCGCCGGCUGGCCUGCCCAGCACGCUGCGCAGCUCGCCGGCCAGCAAUGGCAGUGGGACACCCGGACACGGCAACAAUGGCGGUGGCGAGGAUAGCGGCAUCGAGUCUAUGGAUGCCCUGUCCGAGAAGAGUCCACACCAGCUCUCUUCGAGCAGUCCCAUACAAGUCAGCAAGGCAGCCACAGCCACCAUUGUUGCUGCUGCCUCCCAACAGCAGCAGCAGCAGCUGACGAGCAGCAGUUCUAUAACAACCACAGCCACGGCGGUAACUAAUGCUGCCACGAUGGUCGCAACGACACCAACACCAACAGCAGCAGCACCGCGUCCCGGCGGUGUCUCUCUAACACAGCAACAAAUGCAGCAGGCUGACGAUGAAAUUGAGAAGGCAUUGGCCAAAAUGGAGGGCGAUUUUCCCGAUGACCUCGAGAACAUUGUCUCCAAUGUGCUGAAGGAGGCGAGUGAAUGUGCCAGUGCAGGCGGUGGCUAUCAUCUGAGCAGUUUGGAGAACUCCCUGCAGCCGACAGCGGCAGCAGCGUCGUCAGGAGUGCCAGUAGCAACGUCAGUAACAAGCAACGUCAAAUUGAACGGAGAGCACAGUAUACUCGAACACGAUGAUCUCAUCAAGAAGCUCACAGACAGCAAGACGACACCAGCGCCGGCUGCAGCUGAGACCAAGGCGAAGGUGAAGCUGGAGGAGGUGCCGCCACUGUUGGCCAUUAAAAAAGAGCCAGCCGGAGCUCAAACGCCCAAGACGGAAUUGGUGAAAGUGGACCAGCCCAAGAUGGCGGCAGAGGCGAAGCUGGAUUUGAAAGUGGAGCCCAAGCUGGAGCUAAAAGUGGAGCCCAAGCUGGAGCUUAAAGUGGAGCCUAAGCUAGAGGAGAAGGCUCACGCUGAGAUCAAUGCCGCGGGAGGGGCUUCUCUGCAGCCCAUUUCAAUAGAGAUACCAGCACAGAUGGACGGCGAGACGCCGAGGAUAAGGACACGGGCCAGCAGUCGCCUGGAGAGUCCGUUGGAUGCUGCCCAAAAGACCAGUCCCGAGGCGGCAGCAACACCCAUACCAGUGCCUGCCACGGCAAAGAACCUAUCGCGAUCCUCCUCCAAUGCCAGUCCACGCGUCCUCACGCCUACGCCAGUCCACAACAACAACAACAACAACAAUAAUAGCAAGCGCCGCCGGCCGGAGUCGGAGUGUGGCAGCAGCAAUGAUGCCGCCGAUGUUACCGAAAAUAGCAGCAAGCGUGCUCGUGUGAGCCUUGGCGGAGGUGUGCCGGGAGUAGCCACAAAUGCGGCCGAAUUAGCGGUUGAUCAAGCCACCGGAGCUCCAGCACUGCCCAAAAAGAUUGAGAUCGAGUCAUCCGAUUCGGAUGAGCCGCUGAUUGAGGUGGCCGGCAAGGUACGCAACUCCAAGGCGCAAGUGGAGGCCGAUGCAGCAGCAGCAGCAGCGGCAGCCGUAGAGAAGCACGUUACGCGACGCAACGCUCAACAGCAGCAACAACCGCCGCACAAGCCCGCUAGCAACGGCUCAUUUAGUGGCACGCCCCCGCUGGGCGCACCAAGAAGUGGUAAGGCUCAAACGGCAAGUUCCCCUGCCAGCAGCAAUCACAAUGCCAGCGGCAGCAGCAAUUCGAGCAGCCCCAGUGUUCCCAUAUCAGUGGCAGGAGCAGCCGCAGCAGUAGCAACUGCAGCAGCAUCAUCGCCUGGUGGAGCUGUUCUGGCCACCAGCAGCAGCCAAAACAACAGCAACACAAAUGUGGUACAUGCUACACGUGGCGCCACAGCUGCAGCAGCCGGCGGGGGUUCUGCCAGUUCGCCCACGGACGAAAAGAUUGGUACUCGGAGAAGCGUGAGGGCCAGCGCGGCUGCCAACAAGAUCAUAUAUAGUCGCAGCAAUGCUGCCGCAGCUGCUGCUGCAGCCGCCGCUGCAGCCGAACCGAAGGGCACACCGAUAAAGGCGGCCGUGGGGAAUGCCAACAAUGCCAGUGCGGCCACUGUGGAGAGCGUGGCGGAGGCCAGGCGAAAGACACGCAGUGCAGUCAUUGGCGAGUCCAUGCUGACCGAGGGACGCCGGAGAAGAACAUCGCGUGACUACAAGUGACCAGAGUUUUGCGCCUUGGCUAAAGGCUU
Messenger RNA from Drosophila miranda, 8334 nucleotides. RefSeq names its product nuclear receptor coactivator 6 (gene Ncoa6). The record is from RefSeq and is a predicted model, not a curated record. Lineage: Eukaryota; Metazoa; Arthropoda; Insecta; Diptera; Drosophilidae. The coding region runs from base 1133 to 8305 and encodes 2390 amino acids. The transcript has 6 exons. Gene Ontology annotation, molecular function: GTPase activator activity. Gene Ontology annotation, cellular component: plasma membrane.